GGCCGCGGGUACAGACCCAUUGUUCUCCGACCGGCAGUGUCGCUGCGUGUCUCCGGGAGGCCGCUCCGCCAGCCUCUGGUCUCUGGCAGGCCCCUGCAACCUGCUGCCGCUCUGGUCGCCUGGCGGGGCCUGGUGACGCCUGGUGACGCCUGGUGGAUCCUGGACGACGCCUGGUGACGCCUGGUGACGCCUGGUGACGCCUGGUGACGCCUGGUGACGCCUGGUGACGAUGGUCGACUCCGCGGCGCGCCGGUGGAAGGUGGUCCUGGCGUGCGGCUGGUGCCAGGGCGUGGUGCUGGCGGUGGUGCAGAACUUCGCGCUGCUGGCGGCCGCGCUCUUCUCGCGGCUCCAGAUGUCCGCCACGGACACCGGACUGCUGCUCAACUGCCACGCGGGGGUCAGCUGUCUCUCUGUGCUGGCGGCGGGCGGACUGCUGCGACGUCAUGGCGCCCGCAAGAUGGCGGCGCUGGGAGGAGCGCUGCUGGCGCUAGGCGUGGCUCUCAGCGGGCAGGCGGCCUCCUUCGGCCAGCUGCUGCUCUGCUACGGCUUCGUGUCGUCGGUGGGCGCGGGGCUGCUGCUUGCCUCCACGGGGGUGGCGCUGGGGGCGGGCUGCGGGGGCGCCGUGCUGGCGGCGGCGGGGGCGGCGCCCGUGGCUGCCCCGGCCCUCGUGUCCGGCCUGCUGGCGCGCUACGGCCUCCAGGGGGCGGCGCUGCUGUGCGGCGGCGUCUGCCUGCACUGCGUCGCUGCGGCCUUGCUGCUGCGGCCGGAGCACCGAGGAAAGUCCACGUCGAAGGAAGGCGGGCAAAGCAAAGACAGUCAACCAACCGUGAGAAGAGGAACAAUAGUACCAGUCAUGAAGAUAGAUGCUCCAGAGGAUGAAGAAAAACAAGACGGCAGACGGCCCAGCUCCGCCUCUUCCGGCCCCCGGAGGCGGGGCACCCCCGGCUGGAGGCCGCGACAGUCCGUGGGCAGCCUCCACUCCGGCUCCAGCGCCGGCAUGUUCGAGGACGAGGCCUCGCGCAGUCAGCGCUCCAGCCGCUCCUCCAGCAUCGCGCUGGAGCCGCCGAGACUCCACAGACCCGCCGGCCAGGAGUCUUCUGUCGGCGCCCAUUCCAAGAAGCUCGACGUUCCCAAUCUCGCCCAAAGAGGUGACCGUCGCGGCUCCACGCUGUCGGCCGGGUCGCACCGCCGCUCCCAGAGGUCCUCCCUGGCCAGCCUGCUGUCCGCCGGCUCCUCGCUCGCCGUCGUCCUGGACGAGCACGAGGAGGACGGUCUCCUGGGGGCCAGGGCCCCAGAGGAGCGGCGGUCAUCGGGAGUGUCCGCCCGCUCCAGCAGCCUGGAGGUUCCAGGAGAGCAGGUUCCAGGCGGAUCAGGGGGGCAGAGACCCUGGUGGGGCCGCCUGUCUGUCGGCAGCGUGUGCUCUGGAGGAGGGUCGCGUGUGUUCGGCGCCAGGUCUCCGAGCCUGGUCUCCGGGGACAGCACUGCCUGUCUGGUGAGAGAGAGAGGGCUUGUUGCAGGCGGAUCAGGGGGGCAGAGACCCUGGUGGGGCCGCCUGUCUGUCGGCAGCGUGUGCUCUGGAGGAGGGUCGCGUGUGUUCGGCGCCAGGUCUCCGAGCCUGGUCUCCGGGGACAGCACUGCCUGUCUGGUGAGAGAGAGAGGGCUUGUUGCAGGCGGAUCGGGGGGCAGAGACCCUGGUGGGGCCGCCUGUCUGUCGACAGCGUGUGCUCUGGAGGAGGGUCGCGUGUGUUCGGCGCCAGGUCUCCGAGCCUGGUCUCCGGGGACAGCACUGCCUGUCUGGUGAGAGAGAGAGGGCUUGUUGCAGGCGGAUCAGGGGGGCAGAGACCCUGGUGGGGCCGCCUGUCUGUCGGCAGCGUGUGCUCUGGAGGAGGGUCGCGUGUGUUCGGCGCCAGGUCUCCGAGCCUAGUCUCCGGGGACAGCACUGCCUGUCUGGUGAGAGAGAGAGUGCUUGUUGCAGGCGGAUCAGGGGGGCAGAGACCCUGGUGGGGCCGCCUGUCUGUCGGCAGCGUGUGCUCUGGAGGAGGGUCGCGUGUGUUCGGCGCCAGGUCUCCGAGCCUGGUCUCCGGGGACAGCACUGCCUGUCUGGUGAGAGAGAGAGUGCUUGUUGCAG
Molecule: messenger RNA, 2128 nt
Organism: Bacillus rossius redtenbacheri
Lineage: Eukaryota; Metazoa; Arthropoda; Insecta; Phasmatodea; Bacillidae
Exons: 11
Coding region: 230-1801 (523 amino acids)
Biological process (GO): transmembrane transport
Cellular component (GO): membrane
Molecular function (GO): monocarboxylic acid transmembrane transporter activity
Source: RefSeq, a predicted model, not a curated record